AUGACAGAUAGAAGACGAAUUUUAGGCCCAGUUAAUCUUAUUACUCCAAUAAUUCCAAAGAAACACGACGAUGCAGAACAACUGCAGAUACAUAUGCAGACAGAGACACAGGAACAGAAACAGACACAUCAACAAUUUUCGGGAUCUUUGCUUCCUAAAUUCUAUCUCAAACAAGGAAUAAUUCAAAACUCUAACGGUUCUGCAUACCUAGAGAUAGGUCGUACUAUAAUUGAAGUCUCGGUAUUUGGUCCUAAACCAAUUCGUGGCUCUUUCAUAGACAAGGCUACCCUUUCAGUCGAGACCAAAUUUUUACCACAUGUAUUGCAACCUUGUGGCGACCUUUUCAAUAACAAUUCUAUAGAUAACGCACUGAAUAAUAAACACCAACAGGCACAAGGGACGGGUAUGAGUGCCAUCGAACACAGAAUCAGUUCAUAUGUGGAGAACUGCAUUCUUCCCUCCAUCAUUUUAGAAAAGUACCCGAAAUCUACAAUUGAUAUUCAAAUCAGCGUGAUAUCGUUGGAUGAACAAGAAGUGAGAAAUAACGAAAGCGGAUUGUUGUGGCUUCUGCAUUGGAUCACUAUUUGCACAAGUAUGGCAGUGUUGGAUACUGGGUUGGAGGUGAGAGAUAUUGUUAGUUCUGGUUGUGUGAAUUUUACCAAGCUGGGGAAUAUUUUGGUUGGUGGUGGGCACAGCGCAAGUUUCAAUGCUGAAAAUGACGAUGAUAGAGUUGUUUCUGCUUUGUUCAGUUUCAUGAAUAUGAAAAAUGACGAAAUCGUCGGUUUAUGGAUAGAAGGUGGUGAUAAGGUAGAGUUAUCGGAGGAAAAAUUGACUAAACUCAUUGAUGAAUGUUGUAAAAUGUCCAAGUUGAUCAGAGCUAACUUAAACUCAUACCUCAUCCUGGCGUAUGAAAACAGUGACGACUGA
Molecule: messenger RNA, 927 nt
Organism: Lodderomyces elongisporus
Lineage: Eukaryota; Fungi; Ascomycota; Pichiomycetes; Serinales; Debaryomycetaceae
Gene: MTR3
Product: exosome non-catalytic core subunit
Exons: 1
Coding region: 1-927 (308 amino acids)
Biological process (GO): poly(A)-dependent snoRNA 3'-end processing; nuclear mRNA surveillance; U4 snRNA 3'-end processing
Cellular component (GO): nucleolus; cytoplasmic exosome (RNase complex); nuclear exosome (RNase complex)
Source: RefSeq, a predicted model, not a curated record